UUCUAGCUGGUGGCAUGUGCGUCGCAAGUCUCGUAUUCUUCGAAAGAAGUCCCAAAACCCAAGUAGGUUAUGGUGAAACCACAUCAGGUCAUCAACGUACUACUCGUUCUUUUAGUUUCUUUGGCACCGUUAGACCGGUUAGACAGACAUUGCGAUUCGUGAACAACGUGGAUCGUAUGGGGACCCAUGACGAACGGUAAACUGCUUAUGGGUUUACCAAUAGCUAUUGAUUACUGGAAAUUGCCUCGAAGUGAUAGUAAAUUCAAGACGUUCCUGUACUUCCUUACACAUCUGCAUACUGAUCAUACACAAGGCUUAACAAGUACUUGGACAGAAACUAUUUAUACAUCAAGCGUGAAUCGUGAUCUUGCUAUGUCAAUGCUAAAUGUAAAACCUGAACUGAUAAAACCCCUAGAGAUUGGUGUUAGUUACACCAUGACUUUACCAGCAGAACAUGGUACAAAUAAUGAAACUGCAAGCAAAUGCAUGUCUGUUACCCUCAUAGAUGCUAACCACAUCAAAGGAUCUGUGAUGUACUUGUUUGAAGGAAGUUUCGGCCGUGUUUUGUACACAGGAGACUUUCGAUGGUGUGAAGCGAUGAUGUCUGACCCUGUAUUAAAAGAUUUAUCAGAAAGCAAAGGCUUGAACCUACUAUACGUGGACAAUACGUUUGAAUUUAUCGGAAAUGAGUUCCCUACGAGGGAGAACUGCAUGAACCAGGUGCUACAGAUAUUGAGAAAUCAUCCAUACCAUAGAAUUAUAUUCGGAUGCCAAACCAUCGGCAAGGAAGAUGUUUUGUUACGGGCUGCGUUAGAGCGCAAGGAGAAGGUUUAUGUUCCAGAAACAAUACUUUCUAUCUAUCGUAUACUGAAAAUGCCUUGCGAUCAUUUCACAACGGAGCAAGCAGAUUGUGCACUUUGGUUUGAAAAAAUGCAUCAGAUUUCUCAAUUUAAUCUGAAGAAAAAGAAUGCCGACAUACCAACAAUUGCGAUCAAGUUGACUGCGUCAGGAUUACUUUACAAAUCACAGAACUUCAAGGACGAUGAACUCAUUUUUACUGUACCUUACAGUAAUCAUAGUUCAGCAUCAGAAUUGGCAAAAUUUCUUGAUUUUCUUCAGCCAACUACAGUGGAGCGUAUCAUUUCAACCCAUGGCAAUAACUCAGGAGGUUCGUCUGUCAUCGAUAGCUAUGUGAGCAAGAUGAAAGGAGCCGAAAUGACGGAUGACGCCUCAUCCGAUUCAACGGAAAGCAGUUUUUUCACUGGCCCAGCUUUUAAAAGCCAAGUUCCCGAUUACUUUUGCUCAGCAGUCAGCCGAAUUCAUUCACCGGAUGCCAUUGCAGUUAUGGAAACGGAAAACACAGCAUUGAGCGAAGAUAUGGAUGUGGAAGCGCCUCUUGGGAAAUUUGGGCGUUUUUCUAUCCUUAAUGCUAUAGAAAAGCCGCUAAUGGCUUCGAAACCGGAAAAUCUGAACGUCGUCACGGAGGAGGCGAAUGAACUAAUUGCUUCUAUAGUCUCAGAUUUAGAUCGGUUUCAUGAAGAUGGUAAUGAAGACUACAUUUACUCGGAUGCAUUUAUCGAGAAACUGAUGGCCCUAAACAUGAUUUACCAGCCGCUUACAGGCAUCACAUGCUCAGUUGAUGUAUCAAAAAAAGAUACCCUUAUCUGAUUCAAGCCUGAUACCUUGCAUUUUCAACCCUUAAAGGAAUAAUUAAUAAAUUAUUAACAAUCA
Daphnia magna is the source of this 1731-nucleotide messenger RNA. Its product is annotated as 5' exonuclease Apollo. Bases 187 to 1668 code for a protein of 493 amino acids. Gene Ontology annotation, biological process: interstrand cross-link repair; double-strand break repair via nonhomologous end joining; protection from non-homologous end joining at telomere. The record is from RefSeq and is a predicted model, not a curated record. Lineage: Eukaryota; Metazoa; Arthropoda; Branchiopoda; Diplostraca; Daphniidae. Gene Ontology annotation, molecular function: damaged DNA binding; 5'-3' DNA exonuclease activity. The transcript is spliced from 8 exons.